Molecule: messenger RNA, 1768 nt
Organism: Rhincodon typus (whale shark)
Lineage: Eukaryota; Metazoa; Chordata; Chondrichthyes; Orectolobiformes; Rhincodontidae
Product: zinc finger protein 226-like
Exons: 2
Biological process (GO): regulation of transcription by RNA polymerase II
Cellular component (GO): nucleus
Molecular function (GO): RNA polymerase II transcription regulatory region sequence-specific DNA binding; DNA-binding transcription factor activity, RNA polymerase II-specific
Source: RefSeq, a predicted model, not a curated record
UCCAACCUGGAGAGACACGAGGACAGCCACACCACAGAGAAACCCUGGAAAUGUGGAUUCUGUGGGAAGGGAUUCAAUUAUCCGUCUGAGUUGGGAAUUCAUCAGCGGGCUCACACCGGGGAGAGACCGUUCACCUGCAACGAGUGUGGGACGGGAUUUUCCCGCUUAUCCAACCUGCUGAGACACCAGCUCGUCCACUCCGACGUGAGGACGUUUAAGUGUCCUGACUGUGAGAAGAGCUUUAAAAGCAGCAGUGACCUGCAGAAACACCAGCGCAUUCACACCGGGGAGAGGCCGUUUACCUGCUCUGCGUGUGGGAAGGGAUUCACCUGUUCGUCCAACCUGCUGAAACACCAGCGCGCUCACACCGGCGAGAGACCGUUCGUCUGCUCGGUCUGUGGGAAGGGGUUCACGGGGUCGUUCACCCUGCUGCAGCACCAGCAGGUUCACACGGCGGAAAAGCCCUUCACCUGCUCCGAGUGCGGAAAGGGAUUCACUCGGGCAUUCACCCUGCAGGCACACCAGCGGGUUCACACCGGGGAGAGACCAUUCACCUGCCCCGUGUGUGGGAAGGGAUACACUCGCUCCUCCCAUCUUCUGAGACACCAGGUAGAUCACUUGCCGAACCUUGAGAGACACAAAUACUCCUCCGCCAUGGAGAAACCGUGGAAAUGUGGGGACUGUGGGAAGGAAUUUUCGUCCCCGUCUGCCCUGGCGAUUCACCGACGCAGUCACACCGGGGAGAGGCCGUUCACAUGCUGCGUGUGCGGCAACGGAUUCACUCACUCAUCCCAUUUGGUCACCCACCGGCGGGUCCACACCGGGGAGAGGCCAUUCCGAUGCCCUGAGUGUGGGAAGGGGUUCACUCAGUCAUCCCACCUGAUUACCCACCAGCGGGUCCACACUGGGGAGAGGCCGUUCCGAUGCUCUGAGUGUGGGAAGGCCUUCGGUCAACCAUCUCACGUGCGACUACACCAGCGGGUGCACAGUGGCGAGAGGCCGUUUAACUGCUCCGAGUGCGGCAAAGGAUUCGGCGAUCUGUCUGCCCUGCAGAACCACCGCACGGUCCACUCCGCCGAGCGGCGCUUUGCCUGUUCCAUGUGCGGGAAGCAGUUCACCCGGCUCACCAACUUGCAGCGGCACCAGAUGGCUCACACCGGAGAGAAGCCGUUCGCCUGCUCCGCCUGUGGGAAGGCCUUCACCCGGUCGACCAGCCUGCUGGCCCACCGCCGGGUCCACACCGGGGAGAGGCCCUUCACCUGCCUGGUCUGCCGGAAGGGAUUUGCUGAUGCGUCCAGCCUGCGGAAGCACCGGCGCAUCCACACCGGGGAGAGGCCGUUCGCUUGCUCUGUAUGUGGCAAGGCCUUCACCCGGUCAUCCCACCUGCGACUGCACCAGCGGGUUCACACCGGGUAGCAGCAGGUGAGCAUCGGAAAGGAAUUCUGUUGGUCUAUCCAGCCUGAAGAAAGACCGCCAAGUCCAUAUCAGGGAGAGAGACGAAUGGUUCUGCUUAGCACGUGAGAAGAGCAUAACUAAAUCAUUCAAUUUGCAAUGAUUCAAGCGCAUUUAGCUGCUCUGACAAUAGGCAUUAUUUGCAGUUAUUUUUAUCGAGUGGUUCAGACACAAUAUGUUUUAUUGUUGUCACAUGUACCGAGAUACAGUGAAAAGUGUUGUUUUGUGUGCUAUACAGCCAGAUCAUACCAUACAAAGUCCAUCAGGGUAGCAGAACACAAUGCAGAGUAAAGCGUUAGAACCACAGAGAAGGUGC